This is a messenger RNA of Carcharodon carcharias (great white shark), 8372 nucleotides long. Its product is annotated as TBC1 domain family member 9B-like. Bases 91 to 3879 code for a protein of 1262 amino acids. NCBI's taxonomy places the organism in Eukaryota, Metazoa, Chordata, Chondrichthyes, Lamniformes, Lamnidae. The record is from RefSeq and is a predicted model, not a curated record. Gene Ontology annotation, molecular function: calcium ion binding. The transcript has 22 exons.
AGGAGGAGGAGGAGGAGGGGGGGGGGGUGUGUGUGUGUGUGUGUUCCUCUCCCGUGCACUUCACCCUCCCACCCUGGGUGUUCCGGGACCAUGUGGCUGAGUCCCGAGGAGGUGCUGCUGGCCAAUGCGCUGUGGGUAACGGAGCGGGCGAACCCUUUCUUCGUGCUGCAGCGGCGGAAGGGUCAUGGUCGCGGCGGCGGACUGACGGGGCUGCUGGUGGGGACCCUCGAUGUUGUUCUGGACUCGAGUGCGCGAGUCGCCCCCUAUAGGAUCCUCCAUCAGACCCAGGACUCCCAAGUGUACUGGAACAUUGCGUGUGGUACCUCCAGGAAGGAGAUCACUGGACAUUGGGAAUGGCUGGAGCUCAAUCUCCUACAGACGCUGUCAGUAUUUGAGAAUGAAGAGGAUGUGACGACCUUUGUCAAGGGGAAAGUUCAGGGUAUCCUCGCUGAGGAAAACAAAAAUAAAGAGGUGAAGGAGGACGAGGAUUCCGGAAAGUUCAAGGAGGCGGAAUUAAAAAUGAGGAAAUUGUUUGGAAUGCCAGAAGUGGAGAAGUUGGUGAAUUACUACUCGUGCAGUUACUGGAAGGGCAGAGUCCCUCGCCAAGGCUGGGUUUAUCUCAGUGUCAAUCACCUCUGCUUCUACUCCUUCCUACUAGGAAAGGAAGUGAAGCUGGUAAUUCGAUGGGUUGACGUGACCCAGCUGGAAAAGAACGCUACCCUUCUCUUCCCUGAAUGCAUCAAGGUGAGCACCAGAGACCGGGAACACUACCUGUCCAUGUUCCUCAACAUCAACGAGACCUUCAAGCUGAUGGAGCAACUGGCCAACAUAGCCAUGCGGCAACUGCUGGACAACGAGGGCUUCUCCGAAGACAAGUGUCUGCCCAAGCUCAAGAAGUCACUCAAAAAUGUCUCCGCGCUUAAACGGGACUUGGAUGCUCGGGCCAAAAGUGAGCGUUACAGAUCCACGUUCCAGCUCCCAAAGGAUGAGAAAUUGGAUGGGCACACGGAGUGCACUCUCUGGACCCCCUUCAAUAAAAUGCACAUCGUGGGACAGAUGUUUGUCUCCAAUAAUUACAUCUGCUUUGCUAGUAAAGAGGAGGAAGUCUGCAAUCUAAUUAUACCGCUGCGUGAGGUGACUAUUGUGGAGAAGGCAGAUAGCUCCAGUGUGCUACCCAGCCCUCUGUCGAUCAGUACCAAGAACAAAAUGACUUUCCUUUUUGCUAACUUAAAGGACAGGGAUUUCUUGGUGCAGAGAAUCUCGGACUUUCUCCAGCGGACACCGUCCAGGAGACAUCACAGCAAGGAAGAGCUACGAAACCCCAGAAGCACAGAGAAUGAGGUUUUCCUGGAACAGUGUGAAGUGUCCUCACCCGGCCCCUCUACCCCAAGUCCAGGGGUCAUCUUGGACAACACCGAAGCCGCCCCCACUGCCACACAUGCGCUGAUGACCAUCUUCCGAAAAGAGCCACUAGAGGAACUCAGCUCGAAGAUGGCUAAGGAGAAGAUGAAGGAGGAAUCCUGGAACAUUCACUUCUUUGAAUUUGGCCGCGGGGUGUGUAUGUAUCGCACGUCAAAGACCCGUGAUCUUGUGCUGAAGGGGAUGCCGGAGUCCCUGAGGGGAGAACUGUGGCUGCUGUUUUCAGGUGCUCUGAAUGAAAUGGUGACACACCCAGGGUAUUACUCGGAUCUGGUGCAGGAGUCUACAGGGAAGUGUAACCUGGCCACCGAGGAGAUUGAGAGGGAUCUGCACCGCUCGAUGCCCGAACACCCGGCCUUCCAGAACGAAAUGGGCAUUGCUGCCCUGCGGAGGGUCCUGACUGCCUACGCGUUCCGCAACCCCAACAUUGGGUACUGCCAGGCCAUGAAUAUUGUCACCUCAGUCCUGUUACUGUACUGUAAUGAAGAAGAGGCUUUCUGGCUCCUGAUUGCACUCUGCGAGCGGAUGCUGCCUGAUUACUACAACACCAGGGUGGUCGGCGCACUGGUGGAUCAGGGUGUGUUUGAGGACCUGACACGGGAACAUCUUCCCCUCCUCUAUGAGUGGAUGCAGGAGCUGGGCGUCAUCAGCACCAUCUCUCUCUCCUGGUUCCUGACACUCUUCCUCAGUGUCAUGCCGUUUGAAAGUGCCGUGGUGGUGGUUGACUGCUUCUUCUACGAGGGGAUCAAGGUUAUUUUCCAGGUGUCUCUCGCUGUGCUGGAAGCCAACAUGGAGAAGCUGCUGAAUUGCUCUGACGAGGGGGAAGCCAUGACCAUUCUCGGCAGGUACCUGGACAAUGUUUGCAACAAGCAGAGUACAUCGCCUCCAAUCCCACACCUGCAUGCUUUACUCACCAAUGGCGAUGAUGUUCCACCACAAAUCGACAUUUUUGAACUGAUUAAGUCAUCAUAUGAGAAAUUUGGAUCGAUCAGAGCAGAUGCGAUUGAACAGAUGCGAUUCAAGCAGAGACUGAAGGUCAUACAGACGCUGGAGGACACAGCCAAACGAAGUGUGGUGCGCGCUAUUCUGACAGAAACUGCUUUCAGUAUCGAGGAGCUGGAGGAACUCUACUUACUUUUCAAGGCCAAGCACUUGAUGAGCUGUUAUUGGGGUGGGAGCAGCAGUGCAGCUGAGAGACAUGACCUCAGCCAGCCAUACCUGGAGCAGUAUCGCAUUGAUUCGGAGCAGUUCAGGGAACUCUUCGUGGCUCUUUCACCAUGGACUUGUGGAUUGCAUUCUCAGGUCCUCGCCGGGCGCAUGUUCCGCCUCUUGGAUCAAAACAAAGACUCGCUCAUCAGCUUCAAGGAAUUCGUCACUGGGCUGAGUGGAAUGUACCAUGGGGACCUCAUAGAGAAGCUGAAGCUGUUGUACAAACUUCACCUGCCACCAGCUCUUUGGCCAGAGGAGGAGUCGGCACUAGAAGCUGCUCAGUAUUUCACCGAAGAUCCUUUAGCUGAUGUGUCUCAUGCAACAUACCUCUUGUCAGACAUGGAUUUCCUCCUCAGCUAUGGGGCUUCAGAUCUGGCUGCAGGAGGGGAGGCGAGUGGACAACAGGUGCAAGAGGAUGCUGGAAACGGGAAUGUAAAGCAAAUGAAAGAUGAGAAGAUUGGUUCCCAAGAUUACAGAUACCACCUGAGGAUAUGGGCUCGUGAGAAAGAAAACCCAAAGGAGAACAUCAAAGAGUUAACCAAAAUGAACCAGGAACAGUUUAUAGAGAUGUGUAAAACCUUGUACAACAUGUUCAGUGAGGACCCUGCUGAGGGGGAGCUCUACCAUGCCAUAGCAACCGUUGCUACGCUGCUGCUGCAGAUCGGAGAAGUCGGCAAACAGUUCUCCAGCCCGGCAUCUAGGAGGGCAAGUGACAUGGGGGACCACAAGGGGUUGGGUGUCCAGAGUAAGGAGGGGGUCUCUGCAUCGGAUCAGGCAAAGACUGAAGCAGCUCAGCCCAAACCCAAAGCAGAUUGUGAGUCGGACGUUUUAAGUGACGCUUUGAAGACCCAGAUGGAACGCAUGAAGCUGGCCGAGUCUGUGGCCACAAAGCGGGAGGCCUCAGCAGCGCAGUUAUUCUCUGAUGAGGAGCUGAGGGAUGACACUUCAAUGUCCUCGUACUCCAUGGUGAGUUCUGGCUCCCUCCCAUGCGAAGACAUCUCUGAGGACACAGUCCUAGUCGGCUGCGAGCGCGCAGUGGGAGCUCAUGGGCGACCCAGCACCGUUGACACGGAUUGGUCCAUCUCUUUUGAGCAGAUUCUGGCCUCCGUGCUGACCGAGCCAGCCCUGGUCGGGUUCUUCGAGAAACGGGUGGUCGUGGGGCCCAAGAUUGCAAAGUGCAAGAGUCAAAGGGUGAUGGAACGGCAGGUCAGCUCGUCCAGUGACCAGGAACUAUCGCCAUCGUCCAGCUGACUCUAAACCGCCUCCACCCUCCCCCACCCCCCUCCCAAUCUUGACGAUGUGGAGAACUUGGCGUCGAUCUCGCUGUCCUACCUGGGCCAUAUUUUUAACCCAUGUAACCACCAUGUGCUAGAAAUUUGUAUUUACUCUAGAGGGGGAUUUCCGGGCUGUGCCCUUAAUUGGUUUGCACUUGCCUGUGGGCAAAACCCACUGCCUCUUCAAGUCAGAGUGUAAGUCCUGCUCAAGCCAGAGACUCAGCUGUUGACGGUACCUAUAGAUAGAGCUGAUCUCUGUCUCAGUGAUUCACCUACCUUGAAGAACAAUCCUAAAACGCCCUCUUCAGCGACAGCAGAGGCACUGGGUAGUCACUGGCACCGGUUCCCCGUGUUCAGCUUCGCAUUCUUGUUCCUAAAGACAAAUGUUGUAUGUAUAAGUGACAGACACAGAAUGUAGAAUCUAAAGAGAAACUAUUUUAUAUUCCGGUUUUAUUAACACAGUUUGAUUAUUCCUCAAGCAUGGCUAUGCUGCAGACACCUCUUGGUUGCUUGCUGCUAACAGCUUGUGGAGCAGACUUCAGUUGUAAAAGCUAUUUGCACCUAUAUCUGUUGCUCUUUGAAAGUACCUUCUAUGUCAUGCUGACUAAUAAGUUGCCUCCCUGUAGUCGGAUGUCGUAGGAAUCUGCACAUGUGUUUUUACGGUGGGUCUGAAUUACUUGGGUUGAAUCUGGGAUGAAAAGGAGAUGGAGUCGGAAUAGACUGAGCUUUAACACUGAACAAAGCUAUGAAGAAAUGACCAGAUCAGUAUUCUGGAACUUGGGAGGGGGGUUGAUGGAGGGGACACAGUAUUUGAAUCCGAACCUUUCAGUAUUUUUAGAUUGUGGGUUGAGUAUUAAUUAAACAAGGCCAAGUUCAAGAUAUUCUAGAGUAUUACAUUCAAACACUAUGGGUCGGAGAGGAUGGAACUAAAAUCAAAGCCAAAGUCACUGCAAGGUGAACAUUUGCUCAUUUUUACCCUUUGGAUUUUGAUUGUAAUUAAUUGUGGGUCACUGAGAUUCACAAGCUGUGGAUCUCUGGCAGUUCACAGGCUUAGUGGUACUUUUGAUCUUAUCAGAUUUAAUUUAUUCGGGACGGUCUGGAAUUGUGUUGAGAAUCAUGAGGGUUGAAAUCAGAUUGUGGUGAAAUAACGAACCGUGACUACUGAAGAAUUUUUUUAAGAAGAGAUUUGCUGGGCGUCCUGUCUGAUUGACCUUUCGCCCAGGGCAUUCUGUUACUGUGACCCAAGUGGCUUUUCGGUAAGUUUGCAAGUAAGGCCAGACAGGUAGUGAUAAUGGAGCAUUUUACUGGGAUGCUGGGGCACAGGAGGAGAAGUGGAGCAUUAGAGCCAAGCCUCAUCUGUGUCGCAGGUGCACACCCACACAAACACGUGCCCAAUUCUCCUUCCGGGCUAAGGGCCCUGGUUCUGUUAGUUUUUACCACCAACGGUCUGAGCACCGCGAGAAAGGUUUUACCCAGCCCUGAGCUAUGUUUUUUAGUUCCUGUUUUCUCAGAAUGAUCUAUUUUUCCAUACAUUGUUACUCAAUAAUCACCCUCCUGACUCCUUUAACUAUAAUCAAAAGUAUUUUCCCAUUAAACUUCAUGGGUUUCUACACAUGAAAUGACAUAGCACAGAAGGAAGACACUUGGUUCAUUGUGAAUGUGCUGACUCUCUUUUUGAAAGAGUUUAGCGAGAGCAGGUGAUUUAUUUUAAUCUGUAAAUGUAUUCAUAAAUUAAUAUUCAGGAGCUAGUCUAUUUAAAAUUACUUUCGUGAGCAGCUCCCUGUUCUAAAUUAAAAUUGAUCUUUCUUAAUAGCAUUUCUUUUCUUGGAAAGUUAAUUGGCUAAUGGACGGUGAAAAGCACAGAUUCUGUUUCAUCCAACCAUCUGUCACACUGCAAUUCCAAUAGUGUUAUGGCAGUCGGAUAAGGUAGAUGUAACACUGAAAGUCCUCCCUCCUUCUAUUUUACUCCCUAUGAAAAGACAAUUGUAGCAGUAUUUUAACAAAAAAAUGCUGGAAAUGCACAAAAUUGAUCUUUCUCAACUGUGAAGAAGAAGAGACAGGCUUUGGGUCAGGCUGUAAACUCCGUUCUGACAAAAUGACGUUUCCUUUUCAGUUUCUAUUUAUGAACAUACCAAUUAGGAGUAAGAGUAUUUCUGGUCUCCCAUUUGUGCAGUUUAUGUUCAUGUUGGGAUUCGAUAUACAGGAGGUUUACUUCAAAAGUUGAACUGUCCCUGUCCCCUUCUCUCCUAUUUCUGAUUGUAGACUUGUGUCGGCAGUAUUUGUAUUGGGAUUGUAGCUGCAUUCCUAACUCACUGAGCAUCCGCACUUUCUUCUCAAGGGAGUGAGUCCACUGACCCCCGAGCCUCUUACUAAAAUCAGUCAGCAGUAGAGAGAAGCCAGUGGCUUUUCAUUCUCAAAUACUUAGCAGUUUGAUAUAAACAUUAGCGUUAGGUUAAAUAAAACAAAAAUAAGCUGUAAAAGUUUGAGAAUUACCCAUUUCUUCCAAUUGUACUUUACUAUCAACCCCACUGGGAGCAAUAAAAUAUUACAUAAGUAAAAGUUCUCGGCAACACAUCUCAUUCUUUUGAUUUUUACAAUUCGUGGAUUCCAAAAAUAGAUAAAAGCAUGAUUUUACAAAAUACUUGAGCCAGGUAGUCACUUUAAUACUUCAUCUUGGUCGUGAAAUGUUAGAGUGGAGAGAGGUUGAAACCAUUUGUGUUGUGAUGUGAGUAGUUUACAAAUUCCCUUCCUGUUGUCGGCCUGAUUUUUGUUUGUUAGCUGAUUUACAUUCCCAUUGUUCGAGAGAAGAUGUUGGGGGAGUUGAGGAUUAUAGAUAAAAAAAAUAUCAGGGCUAACACUAUGUAGCCUCAUCUCCAACCUUGAUGUCAUCGGUGUCCAGACUAGGAGAUUACCAAAUCUGAAUGAAUAUAUACCUGAGCAAAGUACUGCGGAUGCUGGAAAUCGCAAAUAAGAGCUAAAAAAAAAACUGGAAAAUCACAGCAGGUCAGGCAGCAUCUGUGGAGAGAGAAACAGAGUUAAGGUUUCAGGACAAUGACCUUGCAUCAGAACUCUGAUGAAAGUUCUGGAAAGGUUACCAUCCUGAAAAGUUAAUUCUGUUUCUCUCCACAAGUGCUGCCAGACUUGCUGCAUUUUUCCAGUUUUUUUUUGUUCUUAUUUUUGAUGCAUACCAUCCAACUGUCCCACCCUCCCCCACCGCCUAAUCCCCUCUCCUGCCUUCAUUGGCUGUCAAAGUUGUCCAACCUUGCAACCCCCUACCUUCCUACAUCCAAUCAGAGAGUGAACAGAUUCCAAUACCCAAGUGGAUGAUUCCUGACGGUCAAUCAAAUGGGCCAUUUUCCCAUCUCAAAUUUUUUAAAUAACUAUUAAACAAUAUUGUUUAAAGAAAAUUGUUUUUAAAAAAAAAAAACAUUUUUCUUUCGUUUGACGCUACCCAGGAUGUUUUUGGCAGUAGUACCCCGGAAAUUAUUCCUCAGUGCUUGGUGACUCCAGAACAGUGCUGGUGUGCAGACAUGUGAUGAGGUGAAUUACUUCCUUUUGUGCCAUAACCCAAAUGAGAACACUUCCAAGUUAUUGCAUCUGCGUAAGCCUACGUUUGUUUUUUUUUAAAAAGUAGUUGCCAUGCAAAUUCAAUCAGUUUUCACCUAGGUUUAUUAAAACCUCGGAAUUUAUUUAUUUCUGCAUUUAUUCUCGAGUUUCCAAACCAGCCUCCGAGUUUCAGUUUCCAUGGAAACAGUUGGGAUAAAUUAAAGCAAAAUACUGCGGAUGCUGGAAACCUGAAAUAAAAUCAGAAUAUGUUGAAAAUACUCAGUAGCUCCGGCAACACCUGUGGAGAGAGAAACAGUUAAUGUUUUGGGUCCAAUAUGACUUCAGAAAGUUUGGGGGGUAAAAUGGCCUGGGCAGCCCUUUUUUUUCUUCUUGAGGAGGGUAAAAAAGACAUUGCUGCAGUAAUUUCUCACGGCAGUUUGGUGAAAAUAACUCACGUUAUAAUUGACCCAUUAGAACAACUUUGGUUUAUUUCUUUGGAUGUAAAGCAGAAGCAGGGUCAAUUUGCAACUACAUACUCUUUUUCGUAGCAGAGGUGGUAUGGUACUUGGAAUCGAAAUUUCACUUUCCGAAAGUGCUCAGCGGAGAACCUGUUUGCAAAUGGCGCUUCAUGCAAGGGGUUAACACUAGUCGAAUAAUGAAAACCGAGACCCCUGGCAAAUUUAUGCAAAGUUCCUAUUGCUCUUAAUUAUCUAUAUCUUUGGAAUUCUGGGUCUAUUAAGUGUCCCUUAAUUACGAUGAUUCACUGAGUAGUCUUAAUUGCAUCCUUGGCUGUCGAUUAAUUUAUUUUGGAUGGAAGGCAGACAUAAUUGGAGUUUUUUGUUAUUAUUGUACUGGCGUUGGUGUUAUUGUAUUGGUCUGAUUACUGGACCAGGACUGAAUUAAAAUCGAAAUUUAGCACUUUAA